CUUACUGUGCUCCUCGCCUGCUGACACGACGCACACACACAUACUUAACACUGUUGUGUGUAUUUUUACUGUGUUUUAAGAAGAAACAUGAUUCGUGUGACGCUAUUCCUGGUGUUGGUGGUGCUGACGGUGUACACCUGGGCAGGUCUGGCUAGCCUACCAGGUAAACGUCAGAACAUUGGUAGUAUCUUGGAUGGUGAAGCAGGCAGUGGCGCUAGGUCAAGAAACGCUAAAAUAGGGUCAUCUGCUGGUGUGGGUGGCGGUGACCGUUCGGGAACUAACACACUCGCCAAAAGUGGGCGUGGCACUGUGAGCAGUGCCGAAGGCCAGGCUACAGGAGGAAGCGGUAGAGAUAGCAGUGGUGGGUCUGCCGGCCCGAUUGUUAUUGGAACCGUUAAUGGUGGACCCACGACCUUUGGCAACAGAGUUAACGGAGUGGGCAAAGGUGGUCAGACUGAUACUCCUGAUCAAGGUGUCGGCGGUGGUCCGGCCUUCGGCUCGGGUGUCGGCGGUGGUCCGGCCUUCGGCUCGGGUGUCGGCGGUGGUCCGGCCUUCGGCUCGGGUGUCGGCGGUGGUCCGGCCUUCGGCUCGGGUGUCGGCGGUGGUCCGGCCUUCGGCUCGGGUGUCGGCGGUGGUCCGGCCUUCGGCUCGGGUGUCGGCAGUGGUCAGGUCAGACGGGUGGAAGCCUCAAUCACGCCCACUGUCACCCAGACUGUCACAGUGGACAGGUUCGUGACCUUGACUGACCUGGCCUUCCACAGCGUGGCGGUGACCCUGACUGACCUCAGAGUACAGACCAUCACGGUCGGGACACACGCGGUGGUACAAACUCCCGUCGACGACCGCGUCGCCCUCCAGACCACGGUAGUUGUCAGGCCCACUUCGGUCACCGUCACUUGUGUUAAGUCUGACUUCAGGCUGGUGACUGAGGUUGCGGUAGACCACGUCACCAUCACCCACACCUCCUACGUCAUCCGUCAGACCACCGUCACCACCCUCGUCACACAGACGCUGACCUACACCUCCACGCUGGUCCGCACCAUCAUCAACACACAGAGGACCACCUUCACAGACUUCCACACCAUCACGGACACAGUCUUCGUUCCCGCCGUCUACAACCACUAUUAGUUGCUGUAAUAUACUGCAUUGCUGUGUCGUCUGUAGCGUAGUAAUGGUUUUUAAAAUUGUAAUUUAUGUAAAAUAAGGCUGUAAGAUUACCCAGAAGUUUACCACCUGAAUUUGAUGUAAAUUUUUCAAUAAAUAUCUAAUUUAGUAA
Molecule: messenger RNA, 1276 nt
Organism: Homarus americanus (American lobster)
Lineage: Eukaryota; Metazoa; Arthropoda; Malacostraca; Decapoda; Nephropidae
Product: dirigent protein 10-like
Exons: 5
Coding region: 88-1128 (346 amino acids)
Source: RefSeq, a predicted model, not a curated record